This is a messenger RNA of Prorocentrum cordatum, 417 nucleotides long. Lineage: Eukaryota; Dinophyceae; Prorocentrales; Prorocentraceae. The record is from the annotation of a GenBank genome assembly.
AGGCCUCCAGCUUUAUCAAGAACAAGCUGGCAGCGGCUAAGAGUUACGGGAAGGAGACGCAGAAGAUCUUCACGGACGAGAUGGAGGUCCUCCAGAAGCGCCUCGAGGAGACAGUGAAGAAGAUCGACGCCUUCAAGAAAGAGACGCUCGAGAGAAAGAUGGCCGCCUUCAUGUCGGAGGUGAUGGAGAGCGUCACGGCCGCGGAGGACAAGGUCAAGGUGCUGACGGAGGCGGCGGAGGUGCUCGCCAAGGACGACCUGGACAGCGUCUCCGUCGAGGCCCUGAAGGAGGCGCUGGAGAAGACCAAGGCGGCGGAGAAGGAGGCCCAGGUCGCCUGCGCGGAGGCCAGGAAGACGCUUGGGGCGAAGCAGGCCCAGGCCAAGGCCAAGGGGGACAUGCAGGCCGCAGUCCAGAAGG